UCAAUCAUUCAAUCAGCUUUCCACGUGCUGUUGAGACGUCCAUCAGCAAAUUACCAGGAGGAGCCACACCCAUUUGCUAGCUGAAAGGGAGGAAAUGAAAGUAAAAUCUGUGUGAUUCUCAGUGUGAGGGCGGCAGCCAUGGCAGCAUGGAGUCCUGUUAGGGAUCUCUGUGAGGAAGCCACUUGUUCCGUCUGCCUGGACUAUUUCAAGGACCCCGUCAUCAUUCCAGAAUGUGGGCACAAUUUCUGCCGAGCCUGCCUGACCCAGUGCUGGGGGGAGCCGGACACAGAGGCUUCCUGCCCUCAGUGCAGAGAAACUGUUCAGCAAAAGAACUUCAUCCCAAAUCGGCAACUGGCCAACUUUGCAGAGAUAGUCAAGAAGUUAAGUCUUCAGGGAGGAAACAAGACCGGAGGAGAGGAGAGAGUCUGUGAGAAACACCGAGAGCCCCUGAAACUCUUCUGCAAAGACCACGAAAGCUGCAUCUGUGUGGUGUGCGACAAAGCCAAGGAGCAUGAAAACCACAAGGUGAUUCCUCUGGAGGAGGCUUACGAAGAGUACAAGGAUCAGAUCUGCAGCCUUCUACAGACUUUGAGGAAGAAAGAGGAAAAAAUGCUGACGUGUAAAUCAAACAUAGAAGAGGAAAGCCAGGAUCUGCUUGAGCAAACCAAAGCAGAGAAGCAGAAGAUGAGGGCUGAGUUCAGACAACUGCACCAGUUUCUGGAGGAGCAAGAGAAACGUUUGCUGGCCCAGAUGGAAGAGCUGGAGAAGGAGAUUGCGAUCAGAAGGGAUGAGCACCUGGCCACACUCUCCGAGGAGCUCUCCUCCUUGGCAAGUUUCAUUCCAGAGAUGGAGGAGAAAUGUCAGCAGCCAGCGAGUGAACUUCUGCAGGAUGUUAGAAGGACCUUGGAGAGGUGUAAGAAGGAGGAGAUCUUUGAGGAGCCAGUGGCUUUUCCUUCUGCCGUGAAGUGGAGGAUCUGGGACUUCUCUGACAUAAACGCCUUUCUGGAGGGUGUCAUGAAGCAGUUCCAAGACACUCUGGUAUCUGGACUUCCACUGCAGAAAGCAAACGUCAUUUUGGAUCCAGACACAGCAAAUCCCUGGCUCAUCACGUCCGAGGAUCCUAAAAGGAUUACAUGGGGAGAAAAACGUCAAGCUCUGCCCAAGAAUCCUGAGAGAUUCAGCUGCUGGCCUUGUGUGCUGGGAUGUGAGGGAUUCACAGCAGGCAGACAUUCCUGGGAAGUCACUGUGGGAGGUGAGGGAGGGUGGGCUUUGGGGGUUGCCAGCAAGUCUGUGGAGAGAAAGGGCCGUUUCGAAUUAGUUCCUGAGGAAGGGAUCUGGGCUGUCGGGAAAUUGGCAGGUCAAUACUGGGCUCUCACCUCCCCUGAACAGACUCCUCUGUCCCUGUGUGGGGCAUUGAAGAGGGUCCGAUUGUCUCUGAAUUGUGCUGUGCCUCGACUGACGUUUUCCGAUGCUGACACAGCAGGCCCACUCUACACUUUCGCAGGAGCCUCCUUCACCAGAGGGACCGUUUGGCCCUUCUUUUAUGUGGAGGAAAAGAGUCUCCUCACCCUCUCCCUCUGUGAGGCAGCCAUGGCAGCUGCUGGUGCCGUCAGGGAUCUCUGUGAGGAAGCCACUUGCUCCGUCUGCCUGGAGUAUUUCACGGACCCCGUGAUCAUUCCGGAAUGUGGGCACAAUUUCUGCCGAGCCUGCCUGACCCAGUAUUGGAGAGAGGCACAGGCUUUCUGCCCUCAGUGCAGAGAAACUGUUCAGCAAAGGAACUUCAUCCCAAAUCGGCAACUGAAAAGUGUUGUAGAGAUAGCCAAGAAACUCAGUCUCCAGGGAGGAAACAAGACCGAAGGAGAGGAGAGAGUCUGUGAGAAACACCGAGAGCCCCUGAAACUCUUCUGCAAAGACCACGAAAGCUCCAUUUGUGUGGUGUGUGAUAGAUCCAAGGAGCAUGAAAACCACAAGGUGAUUCCUCUGGAGGAGGCUUACGAAGAGUACAAGGAUCAGAUCUGCAGCCUUCUAAAGACUUUGAGGAAGAAAGAGGAAAAAAUGCUGACGUAUAAAGCAGACAUAGAUAAGAAAAGCCAGGAUCUGCUUGAGCAAACCAAAGCAGAGAAGCAGAAGACGAUGGCUGAGUUCAGACAACUGCACAAGUUUCUGGAAAAACAAGAGAAAGGUUUGCUGGCCCAGAUGGAAAAGCUGGAGAAGGAGAUUGCAAUCAAAAGGGAUGAGCACCUGGCCACACUCUCCAAGGAGCUCUCCUGCUUGGCAAGUUUCAUUCAAGAGAUGGAGGAGAAAUGUCAGCAGCCAGCGAGUGAACUUCUGCAGAUUCUAAAUGGGAUGGAUGAAGCAGUAACGUCUUUGCUCUCCACCAGGUGUGAGAAGGAGGAGAAGACGUAUGAGAAGAAGAAUCCAGUGGCUAUUCCUCCUGCCCUGAAGUGGAGGAUCUGGGACUUGUCUGACAUAAGCACCUUUCUGGAGGAUGUCAUGAAGCAGUUCAAAGACACUCUAGUAUCUGGACCUCCACUGCAGAAAGCAAACGUCAUUUUGGAUCCGGACACAGCACAUCCCAGCCUCAUCGUGUCCGAGGAUCGUAAAAGCCUGACAUAUGGAGACAAAGAUCAAGCUCUGCCCCAGAAUCCUGAGAGAUUCGACAGCUGUCCUUGUGUGCUGGGAUGUGAGGGAUUCACAGUGGGCAAACAUUCCUGGGAGGUCACUGUGGGAGGUGAGGGAGGGUGGGCUGUGGGGGUUGCCAGCAAGUCUGUGAAGAGAAAGGGUUGGUUCGUAUUAAGUCCUGAGGAAGGGAUCUGGGCUGUAGGGAAAUGUGCAGGUCAAUGCAGGGCUCUCACCCCCCCUGUAUACCCUCCUCUGUCCCUGUGUGGGGCGUUGAAGAGGCUCCGAGUGUCUCUGAAUUGUGCUGGGCCGCGACUGACUUUUUCCGAUGCUGACACAGCAGCCCCACUCUACACUUUCUCAGGAGCCUCCUUCACCAGAGGGACCGUUUGGCCCUUCUUUUAUGUGGAUGAAAAGAAUGCCACCCUCUCCCUCUGAGGCAGCCACAUGAUCUUCCUCACAGGCCCAGCUAGUUUCGUUCUCCAGACCAGGGCAAUUAAGAAGAAAUCAAAGCUUUUUAGACCAGGAGCCCCUUUUCUGGCUUCCUCUCACUUCUGCCAAAGCUAAAAAAAGAAGUCUAAAUCUCUCCCCCCCCACUAUCCAGUCUCCCCUUUCCUAAGAAACUAUUUCUUAAAGACACAGUCGUUCAUUCAUGGUUGUAAACAUCACAGUUUAACUGCAUGGUGGAAGAAAAGAAGGAUAUAAAGGUAACAAGCAAAAUAAAUUACACCGCAAACCCUUCUCAGAAAAGGCAAAAGUCUGUCAAUGGGUAUCUCUUCAGUCCUGGUUCCCACCUCCCUAUUCUUCUCCCCUCAGGUCCCAAGAUACCCACCUCAGUACGGUGUGGUCUGGACAGUUCACUUGGAUUUGUUGAUUAAAAAAAACAAAUCAACCCAAAACAUAUUUAUCAUGGAUCCCUGAUCAGGAGGCUGAUGUGACAUUUCAGGCAGAAUCCCUCUCUUCCCAAAUCUCUGGCCCCAGCUGGUGCAGAAUGCUGAAGUCAGAGUGCUGGCAGGGGCCCUUUUUUAGAGAACGUCAUUACGGUGGUGAUUAACUUCGAUUGUAAGCACCUUGAGGCAAGGACUUGGCAUCCUAUUCUUAUGUUGUAUGAUUCAUGUCGAUGUUGCUUUUUAAAAAUAAAAUGUGGUGGUAUUUUACAAUUGUGAUGUUAACCCCUUGGGCAUUUUACUGAAAUGGAAAAGCAAGAAAUACAAGUAUAAGUGCUAGAGGAUGUGAUGGCCACUAGCUUAGAUGGCUUUAGAAAUGGAUGAGUCCAAUUCUUGUGGUUAGAGUGUUGCACGAGGACUGGGAUGACCUGGGUUUAAAUCCUCAUUUGGCCAUGACGCUCACUGGGUUACUUGGGGCCAGUCACGUAUCUCUCAGCCUAACCUACCUCAAAGGGUUGUUGUGAGGAGAAAAAUAACCAUGAACAUCUCUCUGUGCU
Hemicordylus capensis (graceful crag lizard) is the source of this 4063-nucleotide messenger RNA. RefSeq lists its product as uncharacterized. NCBI's taxonomy places the organism in Eukaryota, Metazoa, Chordata, Lepidosauria, Squamata, Cordylidae. Bases 139 to 3057 code for a protein of 972 amino acids. The transcript has 13 exons. The record is from RefSeq and is a predicted model, not a curated record. Gene Ontology annotation, molecular function: zinc ion binding; protein binding.